Messenger RNA from Dreissena polymorpha, 816 nucleotides. Its product is annotated as transcription factor HES-4-A-like. The coding region runs from base 65 to 778 and encodes 237 amino acids. Lineage: Eukaryota; Metazoa; Mollusca; Bivalvia; Myida; Dreissenidae. The transcript has 3 exons. The record is from RefSeq and is a predicted model, not a curated record.
UUUCUCUUUAGCAAGAGUUACUUUUUCUGUUUCCAUACACGAUGAAAAUGUCUGGAUUGCACAAAUGUGGAAAGGAGAACUCCAGCUAUUUGAAAAAGAUCCGGAAGCCGCUGGUGGAGAAGCAGCGACGGGAGCGCAUGAACCACAGCAUCGACCAACUGAAGCGGCUCAUAGCGGACACAAUCAGAGAACGUCUCCCAUGACGCGUAUAGACAAGGCUGACAUUCUAGACCUCACAGUUUUCCAUCUGCAGCACUUACAACAGCGCCAAAGUUCAGUAUCCAAGACAACCGAGUCGAUAGCCUACACAUCCGGGUUUCAGGCUUGUGCAUGGGAGGUAUUAGCGUACCUCACCAAUCAGAAAUAUGCAGACCCUAAGACGAUUAGCGCAAUAAGUGACCAUUUACACAUGGCGCUGAAUGUUCCUCAAAGAUGUGUCCGAAAUCAUAUGCCCGGAGAACAAAACAUGUCUACACCUGUGAGGGCAAAUAACAUCAGGAAAUUGUCGUCAUACCCGCUGAACACUCCUGGUGUUUCACUCAUUGCCAAUCAAAACCUGCUGUCUCGAGAAUACUCCGAUGGUUUAAGCGUUCCUGCAAAUAAUUAUCGACUCGCGUAUCCCAGCCUCGAUAGUUCAGUAGACUCGUGUUACUCAAGAAUGAACGUCUCAUCAUUGGAAAACAGUGACGUCAUAUCCGAAUCAGAAGGCGUUGUUUUUAUUGGACAUCGGGACACAGUUAGACACGUGAUCAAGGAAACAUUGUGGAGACCAUUUUGAUGCGAUGUGAUUGUUUAUUUUGUUGAUAUUUUUGUUAA